CACCAGCCAGCCAUCACAUAUAAACUUGGACCCGAUCACCCCUCAACUCCCACUACAUCGGUGGCUUUCAACAUUUUCUUUCUGCAAGCCAGUUCAUCCUGCGAGCACUACUUCUACCUGCUGUAAGAAGCAAGCAAGCAAGCAACUAGGAGCUAACCAGCCAGUCAGGUGAGGAGAGCAUGGCAAGCUACCACCGGGUCCACCCGGUGAUCGUCGACGGCGCGCCGCCCCCGGUGCCAGAGCAAAACAAGGAUAAGCUGCCACGGCCACCCAGCGCCGACUAUGGCGACCGGCUGCCGAUCACCGCCCCGGCACCUGGCGCGGCGGCCCCGCUGCGCGCGCCGCGGCGGAAGCGGCACAACAGGUGCUGCCGGUGCGUGUGCUGCACGCUGCUGGUGCUGAUCGUGCUCAUCGUCGCGCUCGGCGCCACGGCGGGGAUCCUCUACGCCGUGUUCCGGCCCAAGAUCCCCACGUUCCGCGUGGAGCGCCUCACGGCCACCCGGUUCGACGUGAACACCACCUCCAUGACGGUGUCCGACGCGUUCGAGGUGCAGGUGGUCGCCGAGAACCCGAACCGGCGCAUCGGGGUGUACUACGACGGCGGCUGGGUCGCCGCCUCGUUCAACGGCACGGAGCUGUGCCGCGGUGCGUUCCCGGCGCUCUACCAGGGCCACCGCAGCACGGUGCGGCCGCUGAUCACGCUCCAGGGGGAGACGAGGCUCGACAGCGCCGUGGCCGCGCAGCUGGCGCAGCAGCGGCAGGCCGGGUUCGUGCCGCUCACGGUCACCGCGCGCGUGCCGAUCCGGAUCAAGUUUGGCGCCCUCAAGCUGUGGAAGAUGACGGGGAAGGCCACGUGUAGCCUGGUGGUGGACAGCCUCGAGGCCGGGACGCGGCUCCGCAUCCGCUCCAACAGCUGCACCUUCAAGCUCAAGCCUAAUUAGAUCAUUCUCAAACCGUUUGAGCCGUGCACGGAUUGUGCAUAUAUACGUGUGUCUUGUAUGUAGGAUUACCGAGGUCUCGUCCCCGUUCCUGUCGAUCUAUAUUGAUCGAGAUCGAUCGGCAGAUGGUAGAGAUGGGUAGUGCUGUAAAUUUAUUAUUUAUUUUGGCUCGCAUAUUCAUUAUUUUUAGUGUAAUAAAUAAGAUCCGAGGUGUAUUCAUUUGCUAUGAAUUUCUCUGGAGACGAUAAUAAAGAGAAGAUAUUGGCUCAUGCA
Molecule: messenger RNA, 1211 nt
Organism: Triticum aestivum (bread wheat)
Lineage: Eukaryota; Viridiplantae; Streptophyta; Magnoliopsida; Poales; Poaceae
Product: NDR1/HIN1-like protein 6
Exons: 1
Coding region: 180-941 (253 amino acids)
Biological process (GO): defense response to other organism
Cellular component (GO): plasma membrane
Source: RefSeq, a predicted model, not a curated record